Parastagonospora nodorum SN15 is the source of this 699-nucleotide messenger RNA. RefSeq lists its product as hypothetical. Lineage: Eukaryota; Fungi; Ascomycota; Dothideomycetes; Pleosporales; Phaeosphaeriaceae. The record is from RefSeq and is a predicted model, not a curated record. The transcript is spliced from 2 exons. Bases 1 to 699 code for a protein of 232 amino acids. Gene Ontology annotation, molecular function: RNA binding; metal ion binding.
AUGGCCGAAGUGCAGGCUCGGUCAGUCUCAAUGGCACCCGACCAGGAUGUCGAGAAGGCGGGGCAGCCCAUGUACAAGUUCAACUUCAGUGAAUUCCUCAGCCGCGAAUACAGAUUUGGUCUGGAUCCCAACAGGCCAGCAUGCAAAUUUCUAGUGUGCAAGCAUUGGCUCCGUGGCCUCUGCAAGAAGGGCGAGACGUGCGAAUUCCUUCACGAGUACAACCUGCGACGAAUGCCUGAAUGUUCGUACUACGCCCGCACACAAACAUGCUCCAACGGCGACGAUUGCCUCUACCUCCACAUUGAUCCCGAAGCAAAGCGGCCUUCAUGUCCGCACUACGAUCGCGGAUUCUGCCCACUCGGCCCUUACUGUGCGCUAAAACAUAAUAAGAAGGAAAAGCUAUGUCCAUUCUACUUGUGCGGAUUCUGUCCCGAAGGCAAGGGCUGCAAGUAUGGCGCACAUGCUCGAUUUCCCACAGAUCUCAAGAAGCCGGAAGUCCGUAUAGAAAAGAGCCCAGAAGAGCUUGAGGCAGAACGUCUGGAGAGGGAGCGCGCAAUGAUGAGGCGAGAAGAAGAGGAGCGUGAGCGAGAUGAUAGAGGCGGGCACGGCGGUGGCCGAGGGUUCAGAGGCAAAUGGGAUCAAAACAAGCGAGGGCGUGGGCGAGGGCGCGGCCGUGGACGUGGCCGCGGGGACUUCUAA